Penicillium argentinense is the source of this 2631-nucleotide messenger RNA. RefSeq names its product retropepsin-like aspartic protease. The coding region runs from base 1 to 2631 and encodes 876 amino acids. The record is from RefSeq and is a predicted model, not a curated record. Gene Ontology annotation, molecular function: aspartic-type endopeptidase activity. The transcript is spliced from 2 exons. Gene Ontology annotation, biological process: proteolysis. Lineage: Eukaryota; Fungi; Ascomycota; Eurotiomycetes; Eurotiales; Aspergillaceae.
AUGGGUGACAGCACUAAUGUUAAUGUUGGCGAUGGCCAGAGCUAUGUCCAGCCCGUCGUCCAGGCCGAUGUUCCCUCACCCUUUGAAGGCUACCGAGAGCCUCCUCGCCCAGAGAGCGAAGCGUCUGCCAGCCAGACACAAAGAAACGAUGUGCCAGACGCGAGUGAGCAACAGUCGCGACCACUACCACCCUUCCCGUCCUCUGCCUAUCAGGCAAUGCCACCGCCAGGAGGGAUGUGGAUACCAAGUGGUAUGUUUCAAUUGAUGAUGAACCGCCAGGGCAAUGCCCUGAUGCCAGAUCCUGGUACACCUGGUGCGCCGUUAUUUAAUAAGAAAGAUGCGAGAAAGUUCCUUCGGAACUUUGAGAAGUUAUGUGAAAGGCGUGGUAUCAGCGACCCUGCUAGGCAGUGUGAGCUGUUUGCCGAUUAUUGUGAGGACUCUAUCCAAUCGUGGGUAGAGUAUGACCCGCUGUGGAGAUCUCGCGAUUGGGAAGCGUUUAAGGACAUGCUCUGUGAUCGAUACAGAGAUUAUGACUCUGAGCGCCAGAGGUUUUCGAGGGCAUCAUUGAUGGAGUUAGUGAAUCAACCAAGAGACACCAUUGAUGAGGUUCGCCAGUUUAUGACGGAGUUCAAGACUGUGUCUGAUGUGCUAGUGGCCAAUGAGGUCAUUCAGGAGAUCCAGAGAUACUGGAUUGCCGAUGAGGUGUCCAGCACGAUGGCAGCGCAGGAUAAGUAUGAGAGGGUGAUCAAAACGACUGAUCGACAUAGCAGUCAAGAGGUGACGUCGACAAAGCUGACGUCGACGAAGGAAAGGAAGAGUGUCGCCUGGGAAGGUGGUUUUUCGGCCGAAAAGCCUGCCAUUUCUUCAGGGCGUCAAGAGAAUAAUUUGGAAGAACAGGUGGAAGAGAUGCGCCGUCAAUACAACGAUAUGAAGUUAACGGUCAAUAUGCUACAGUCAGGCAUGGCGAAGAAGGAUAUGAGAAAUGAUCCUGCUUACGUCCCUGCUGAUGCUUCAAGAUUGGCCUAUCAAGGACAGCGGUCAAGGCCUGCUGAUGGCAGAAGCCCUCCGAUUUGUUACUUCUGUGGCAUUGUUGGCCAUAUUUCGAAACCGACGUCUUGUCAGGCAAUGUCUGACGCGAUUAGCAAGGGUGACAUGCACGUUGGUAAUGAUGGCAAAUCAUACAUUGGCCGUGCUGGUGAAGGUGGCCCGACUAUGCAGUUUGUCUCAGGAAGGCCUUCUUUGGAAGGACUGCCCGCCCAGCUGCGAGAAUGGCGGCGCAGUGCGCUGAGGGCGCCAGCUCAGCAGUUAAUGCCGGUGUCACAGCCGACUGCUGAUCCUGCUCCGCUGCCUAGGCAGAUUCCACAUUAUGAUGGGCAGUCUGUCUAUGAUAGGUCAGCCUAUGAUAGGAGUGACAUCCAGGUUCCUGGGAACUACAUUGGCGUCAGCCUUGGAAUUAGCCCUGAGGAAAAUCAGGAGAUUGAUUGCGAUGAUGAAAUCAUUGAUGCGGGAUAUGAGAGUGCUGGCAUCAAUGCUGUUGAAACGCGUGGUAGUCAACAGCAGGAUCCUGUACGGGCAAAGCGCCGUGCAAAUGGCAUCGCUUCCACCAAGACAUGGCAAAGUGGUCAAUAUAUGCAGCCUAGUCGACAGGCAAGAGUGGAAAAUAUUGAUAAUGAUGACGUGAUGAUGGAUCGACCCCCAGACAAUCAGACUGAGCCACGCACGCAGCAUAUACCAGUGCCUGCUACCAGCGGAAGAUCAAAUGUGACCGUCAACCAGAGAAAAUCAGUGCCCGUCAGCCAGGUGAAGAAGACAGCGCCCUAUAUGACAUCGACGGCAGCAUUAGAAGCGUUGGUUAAGAGAAGGGUGUUGGACACUAAGGUGGACCUAACAGUUGAGGAAAUGGGCAGGAUUAUUCCGAGGCUCAAGACUAAUCUGUUCCGCGACACUGAGGGCCUUCGUCCUGCUAUUCCACAACCUACUUCACAAUCUGCGAAUGUGACGAAUGUGACGCAGUUAACGCCAUCAGGUUAUGGCGGCGACGAUCAUUUGCAGGUGGCUGUCGGCAAUGUUCACCCAAGUACGUACCGUGACGAUCGCCGAUCGACAGUGGUGGAAGAUCGGGUAGAAACACAUCGUGAUGUGUAUUCACUUGGCCUUCUAUACUCUGAAGUGAUCGUGGCAGGUUAUAUGCUGCGUGGCAUGAUUGAUUCUGGCAGUGGCGUCGAUGUGAUGGGCAGAAAGCAAGCAGAGACACUAGGGUUGCCGAUCAAACAAGAUCCGAAGAUUCAUGUGGUGCCCGUAAAUGGUGUACAUGUCAAGUGCGUUGGCUGUAUUCAAAACAUGCCUGUUUCCAUUGGCGACAUCACCACUCACGUAAAUGUGUUUGUGAUCUCGGAAUGUCCUGGAGGGUUGAUUCUUGGAAGACCAUUCAUGGAAGCGACGAUGAUGGCGCUGGCGCAGCAGCCUGACGGGAAGGUUGAGUGCACGGUGUAUAAUGAUGCAAGGACGAGGAAGAUUGUUUUUCCUGUCUAUUCCCCUGAAGAAAAGAAGAUCAUUAGGGCCUCGAGGCUGUGGCCUAAUGAGAUGAUUGGUGAGAAUGCCCCGUUUGUUGAGGGCCCUUUAAACUCCUGA